GUCUGAGGGUAACUGUGUUACUAACAUCAUCUCUCAUGGUGUUGGGAGCUGGCCUGAGAUGUGUUCCGGUUUCAGACAUAGAAAUUAGAAAGAAGCUGAUUCACGGAGGGCAGCUGUUAAAUGGCUUGGCAGGGCCAACCGUGAUGAACGCAGCACCAUUUCUUUCCACGACGUGGUUUUCUCCGGAUGAACGCGCCACAGCAACAGCCAUCGCGUCACUGCUCAACUACCUGGGUUCUGCUGGCGCGUUCCUCGUCGGACCUCUUGUAGUGCCAUCUCCUAAUGGAACAUCUCACCUCCUGCUGGCUCCACAGAGCAGCACUGACCACAUCAAGGACCGCAUUGAGGCUGUGCUGUAUGCAGAAUUUGGAAUGGUUUCCCUGAUAUUUUCCGCAGCAUUGGCCUACUUCCCCUCGCGCCCUCCGUUCCCUCCCAGUGUGGCUGCAGCGAGUCAACGGCUCAGCUAUAGGAGAAGCUUUUGCAGACUCUUAAGCAAUUUCCGAUUCUUGAUGAUUGCUUUAGCCUAUGCUAUACCACUGGGUGUUUUCUCUGGCUGGUCUGGUGUUCUGGAUUUGAUAUUAACGCCAGUUCACGUAAGCCAAGUAGAUGCAGGCUGGAUUGGAUUUUGGUCUAUAGUUGGAGGUUGUGUUGUUGGCAUAGCAAUGGCAAGAUUUGCAGAUUUUAUCAGGGGCAUGCUGAAGUUUAUACUGCUGCUGCUUUUAUCUGGAGCAACAUUAGCAUCAACCUGGUUCACUCUCACCUGUCUAACUAGUGUCACUCAUCUGCCUUUAACCACAGCUACACUGUACACAUCCUGCAUUUUGUUGGGUAUAUUCCUCAACAGCAGUGUACCAAUAUUCUUUGAGCUUUUCGUGGAGACAGUGUACCCUGUUCCAGAAGGAAUUACCUGCGGAGUUGUCACCUUUUUGAGUAAUGUGUUCAUGGGAGUGCUUUUGUUUUUCCUCACAUUUUACCAUACAGAGUUUUCCUGGUUCAACUGGUGCCUGCCAGGAUCGUGUCUGCUCAGCCUGCUCCUCAUCCUCUGCUUCCGCGAGUCCUACGACAGACUCUAUCUCGAUGUCGUCGUCUCUGUGUGA
Molecule: messenger RNA, 1097 nt
Organism: Apaloderma vittatum (bar-tailed trogon)
Lineage: Eukaryota; Metazoa; Chordata; Aves; Trogoniformes; Trogonidae
Gene: SLC49A4
Product: disrupted in renal carcinoma 2
Exons: 8
Cellular component (GO): membrane; intracellular membrane-bounded organelle
Source: RefSeq, a predicted model, not a curated record